Molecule: messenger RNA, 1508 nt
Organism: Triticum aestivum (bread wheat)
Lineage: Eukaryota; Viridiplantae; Streptophyta; Magnoliopsida; Poales; Poaceae
Product: F-box protein At5g07610
Exons: 2
Coding region: 65-1408 (447 amino acids)
Molecular function (GO): protein binding
Source: RefSeq, a predicted model, not a curated record
GAGGAGAAGACGAGCAUCCUGAGUUGUCACCAAGCGAAGCGAGACGAUCGACACCGGCAGGCCGAUGGACAUGGCGUCGGUGCAGUUGCUGCCGGACGACGUGCUGGCGGAUAUCCUCCGCCGCCUCGGACCGCACGACCUCGCCGUCUCCCGCUGCGUCUGCAAGCCGUGGUGCGCCGUCAUCGAUGCUCGCCGCAUGCUACCCGCAGAUGCACACCUCCUCCCUCUCUCGUUGGCCGGCUUCUUCACUGUCUCCUGGACGGAAUCGCUCACCGCCUACUUCUCACGCCCAUGCGCCUCGAUCGUCGUCGGCAAGUUAGACUACCUGGACACCGAUGACGCCCGCUCUUUAUCGGUUGCAGAUCAAUGCAACGGCCUCGUCCUGCUUCACAGGCCAACGCUCUGGCCUGACGACCAGCGGGUGCUUAAUCCGGUCACGCGACAGUGGGCCAAGUUACCACCAUACCCACACCUGGUCUCGCCUUGCAUGAAGCAGGACUCCUACCAACGAGAGGACAUGUAUCUCGUGUUUGAUCCUUCGGUGUCGCCACAUUACGAGGUUUUCUUAUUCCACUCUGUUCCCUACAAUUGUUACGAGGUUGACGUGGUUGACGAGGAUGCAUUUGACCCAGCAGUAAAGAAAAUGGAAUGGCCACCAUCGUCCUACACUUUGCGGGUCUAUUCAUCAAAGACACGACAGUGGGAGACGAAGCCUUUUAUCCGAGAAGGGGAGGCCGCAGGCACAAUUGGCGACAUGGAAUCAGCUCUAUCACCCGGGCACUGCCAUGCGGCCUACUGGCAGAGGGCUCUGUAUGUCCACCAACAUGAUUUUGUGAUCAGAAUGACCUUAUCAAAUGAGAAGUACAAAGUGAUUAAGCUGCCAUUAGGUCUUGAUGUGCGAACCGAUGACGAACCAGAACAUUACCUAGGAAAGUCAGAAAAAGGGGUGUACUGUGCAUUACUCUACGGCAACAAUCGUCUUGGCGUUCGGAUUUGGUUCCUUGACGAAAUAUGUGGCAAGAUGGACUGGCUCCUGAAACGUGAUAUAAACCUUGGAAAUCUACUAGCAAAUUAUCCUUGGAAACACGGUGACAGGUCUUGGACUACGCAAUAUGUUAAUGAUGAAAUUGGCAGGAGCAUGACACCGGCAGGAGCAAAAUUUGAAUCAGACUACUCUACCAAUGAUAAUGUCAUCGUCCCCGAAUAUACCGUUUCUUUACUUGGAUUUCAUCCUUAUAGAGAGAUCAUCUUCUUCCGUACAUCCUUCGGAAGAGCAAUGGCUUAUCAAUUCAAUAGCUCAGAGAUUGUAGACACGGGUUACUUGCAAGGAAAGGGCCCUCAUGAUUGCGUAGGUGGAUCCUUUGCAUACACCCCGUGUCGGAUGGGGAAGCUGUCAAACAACAUGUAAUUUAGAAAUACUAGUAGAAUGCAUGUGCGUUGCAACGGGUCUUUUAGUUUUUUUUCCAACUGCACCUAUAUCAAUACAAUGCAUAUCAAAUUUGGCAAGU